Molecule: messenger RNA, 698 nt
Organism: Cyclopterus lumpus (lumpfish)
Lineage: Eukaryota; Metazoa; Chordata; Actinopteri; Perciformes; Cyclopteridae
Gene: krtcap2
Product: keratinocyte associated protein 2
Exons: 5
Coding region: 131-541 (136 amino acids)
Source: RefSeq, a predicted model, not a curated record
CGGACAAUUGGUCCGGGUGGAGAAGUUGUUUUUUUUUGUUCCGAGAGCCGGUGACAAAUUAGCUGGCUGAACCCAGUUAAAUCUAAUUCACAUUUGUUUGACUACAGGGACUCUCAUUUAACAUCACAUCAUGGCAGUGAACACAGGCACCUCUCUCGUCCUGUCCAGCCUGCUGUCGGUGCUGGUAUUUGCUGGGAUGCAGAUGUUCAGCAAGCAGUUGGGAUCCACUGAGUGGCUCACAAUCCUGGGAGGUUUCCUCGGCUCAAUCCUCUUCAUCUGCUCCCUCACUGCAUUUAAUAAUAUGGAAAAUCUGAUUUUUGGGAAGGGAUUCCAAGCCAAGAUUUUCCCAGAGAUUCUGCUGUGCCUGUUCCUGUCACUGUUUGCCUCUGGUCUGGUACACCGUGUCUGUGUCACCACAUGCCUGAUAUUCUCCCUCUUUGCCUUGUACUACAUCAACAAAGUAUCGGCAGCUCUCUACCAGGCAUCUGCUCCCGCAAUAACUCCAGCAAAAGCUGUCGGCAAGGGCAAAAGGAAGAACUGAUGAAUCUGUUGGAUCCCAUUUGCAUUCAGUACAUCGGUUAAUAUUAUCCAGCUGCUGAUGGCCAGUACAACAGCUGCUUCAUAUUUUGUAUUAUUGUCUCGAAUCCAUAAACGUAGGUGUAUUUCUGAAGGCUUUUUAAAGAUUACUGGGGAAGUUA